Messenger RNA from Oppiella nova, 534 nucleotides. The record is from the annotation of a GenBank genome assembly. Lineage: Eukaryota; Metazoa; Arthropoda; Arachnida; Sarcoptiformes; Oppiidae.
CGCCCGCUAUUUGUCGCACAGGGCUCUCGUCAAGAUUCCCGCCUGGAAUAUACAGCACCUGUCGGUCAGCAACUGUCCCAAACUCAACACCGAACACCUCGAGAUGGCUUUCACUAAGUGGAGUAAAUCGCUGAUAGAUGUGGACAUAUCGUGGAAUACCAGUGAAGUGAGUGUCACCUGUUGUAUGACAUCCCUGUGCGAAGUGGGAGAAGAGGAGUCACAGCUACGGACACUACAACUCAGGGGUUCAGCCGUUUCCUACGAAUCGAUUAAGUGUUUGUUGAGAAGUUGUCCGAAAUUAGAGUCAAUUGAUUUGCAGUCGUGUAGAGGUCUGCCCAGAGGUAUAAAGAGGUCGUAUUCGGGGCAAGACUUCUAUACAUUGAAGUCAGAGGUUUUCGAGGGAAAGUACGAUUGAAUGCAAAGUACAGUUCAAAUGAAUAAUAUAUUUCAGAGGAUAUAUUAAUUGUAUAUUUUUUGAUAACUCACUGCUUUGUAGUAGACGUUUAAAACUUGACAUUAUUAACUCAUUUCCAC